Ectocarpus siliculosus is the source of this 656-nucleotide messenger RNA. The record is from the annotation of a GenBank genome assembly. NCBI's taxonomy places the organism in Eukaryota, Phaeophyceae, Ectocarpales, Ectocarpaceae.
AUGAACUACGGGAAGGCCGAAGAGCUGAAGCUUACACCGAUCGCCCCGCUGCUACUGCUACAUACCUGCGCGUAUCUCGACUACGCAAACGAAGCACGAUCCCUAGGCGUGCCUCCCUGUCAGUCUCUGGCCAGGCGACGCGAUGACCCGGCUGUCAGCUGGCCUUGUGCUUCUGGCUCAGGCGGCGACCUUUGGGGCGAAUCACGCGUUCUCAGAAGUGCAGGCUCAGGGCCAAGGUCAGCCUGGGAGAGCAGCGGGGUCAGCGGAGACUCAGGCGUCGAUCAGACGGAGCAAUCGGAGGCGCAGCGGGGGCCUAGCGUCAAGGCCCAGAUGAUGGAGAUCUUGAGGCCUGAUUUGCCAAGGAUAUCUGUUUCGGUUCUGUGGGCGGCUCUGGGCACAGUGGCAGCCCUCGCCGCCCCCCUCGCCUAUGCUCGUAUCGUCGAGGCGAUCCUGGACCCGACCUCCCCGCCCUCCCGCCUCACGAGGGCUGUCGCCAUGCUCGGCACCAGCUACGCCGUGGAGCCUGUGUCGACGUAUCUGUACGUGAAGGUCAUGAGCGGGGUGAUCGACCGAGCGGCCUCGGGGCUCAAGCUCCGGGCGUUUCGGUCCCUGCUGGCGCAGGAGGUGGCGUUUUUCGACCUAGGGGGGUCUUCAGA